AUGGCAACCGAUAUUAGGGAUACGAAGUUAAUUAAAGAAUUAGCUGCAAAUGACAAAAAAACCCGCGACGCAGCCCUCGAAUCUCUACGUACAUAUCUCUCCUCCUCACGACCACUCACCCCACUGGACUACCUAAAAAUCCACUCUGGGCUCUUCUACUCCAUGUGGAUGUGCGACCGGCCCCUCCCACAACAAUCGCUCGCGAAUUCCCUCGCCUCACUCCUCCGUACUCUUCCCGCCUCCAAACAAGCACCCUUCUACACGGGUUUCUGGAACAUCAUGUGUAAAGAAUGGGAACGGAUAGAUGUGUUACGAAUGGAGAAAUUUUUGCUCCUAGUGCGUCGGUAUCUAGCUGCUGGGUUUGAGGUGAUCGUUUCGAGUGCUGAGGGGAGUGGGAAGAAGAAGGCAGGUGCGAAGAAGAGUGCGAAAGGGGAUGAUGGGACGGGGGGAGCAGGGGCGGAGGUUUUGAGUGUUCUUGCUGAGAUUCCGUGUGGGACGGGGUCGGAUGCGCAGCGUACGCCGAAUGGGAUGCGUUUUCAUGUGAUUGAUAUUUGGGUUGAUGAGUUGGAGAAACUUGGGCUUCUUGAUGCGGCGAAGGAGAGUGAGGAGGGUGCGGAGAGAUUAGAGAGGUUGUUGGAGCCGUUGAGGAAAUUGGGAAAGGAGAGUAUUAAUAAAGUGGUGAGGAAUAAGGUUAAGGAGGCGCUUGGGGAUGAGAGGUUACUGGGGAAUGGAAAGGAGGAGGGUGCGGAAGAGGACGCUGAGAUGAGUGAUGCGGAGGAGGAUGGAUGGGGUGGGAUUGAGGAUUGA
Molecule: messenger RNA, 807 nt
Organism: Sclerotinia sclerotiorum 1980 UF-70
Lineage: Eukaryota; Fungi; Ascomycota; Leotiomycetes; Helotiales; Sclerotiniaceae
Exons: 2
Coding region: 1-807 (268 amino acids)
Biological process (GO): rRNA processing
Cellular component (GO): preribosome, small subunit precursor; preribosome, large subunit precursor; nucleus
Source: RefSeq, a predicted model, not a curated record